AUGCUUCUCCCCCAAUUGAGGAUGCGGGCGAAUGCCUCUAUUCUCACCUCGAGAAGAAGCUCAAAAUAUAUCCGUUCCCUCUCAACAACUUUACCUCUUCGAGCCUCUCAAAAUGACGAACCCAAGCUCAAUAAAAUCUCCGCCAACAUCACCCAACCAAAAUCACAAGGAGCUUCCCAAGCUAUGUUAUACGCAACUGGCAUGACUGAAGAAGGGUUAAAUAAAGCACAGGUGGGUAUAUCGUCAGUAUGGUAUACAGGAAACCCUUGCAAUAUGCACCUGUUGGAUCUCAACCACAAAGUCAAGGAAGGCGUUGAGAGAGCAGGUCUGAUUGGAUAUCAAUUCAACACUGUUGGUGUAUCUGAUGGCAUGUCCAUGGGUACGAAGGGUAUGAGAUACAGUCUGCAAUCAAGAGAUCUGAUUGCAGAUAGUAUUGAGACGGUCAUGGGCGGUCAAUGGUAUGAUGCCAAUAUUUCAAUCCCAGGUUGUGACAAGAAUAUGCCUGGUGUGAUGAUGGCUAUGGGGCGAGUGAACAGACCUUCCCUAAUGGUUUACGGAGGAAGCAUCAAGCCCGGUUGCUCCAAGACGCAGAACAAUGCUGACAUAGAUAUUGUCUCUGCGUUCCAAGCUUACGGUCAGUUUAUCAGUGGGGAGAUUACAGAGGAAAUGCGUUUCGAUAUCAUCCGUCACUCUUGCCCUGGUCAAGGAGCUUGUGGAGGAAUGUAUACUGCCAACACGAUGGCUACAGCUAUUGAAGUCAUGGGAAUGUCGCUUCCUGGCUCAUCCACCAACCCUGCCGACUCCAAGGCGAAAUACCUCGAAUGUCUCGCAGCUGGUGGAGCCAUCAAGAAGCUCCUGCAAGAAGAUAUCAAGCCCCGUGAUAUCAUGACCCGAGAAGCGUUUGAGAAUGCCAUGGUCCUCGUCAACAUCACUGGAGGCUCUACAAAUGCCGUUCUGCAUCUUAUCGCCAUUGCCGACAGCGUAGGCAUCAAACUCACUAUUGACGACUUCCAAGCCGUCUCGGAUCGUACUCCUUUGCUGGCAGAUCUCAAACCAUCUGGCAAAUGGGUAAUGAACGACCUCUACAACAUCGGUGGCACACCUGCUCUCCUGAAACUGCUUGUGAAAGAAGGCGUCAUCAGCGGUUCAGGCAUGACUGUCACUGGACAAACCCUCGCCAAGAACGUCGAAUCAGCCCCAGAUUUCCCCUCCGAUCAAACCAUCAUCCGUCCCUUCUCCGAACCCCUCAAAUCCACUGGCCACAUCCAAAUCCUCCGCGGCUCGCUCGCACCAGGUGGCAGCGUAGGCAAAAUCACAGGUAAAGAGGGCCUGAGGUUUGAGGGCAAGGCAAAGUGCUACGACGCCGAAGAUCUCUUCAUCGAAGCCCUGGAACGAGGCGAGAUCAAAAAGGGCGAGAAGACCGUCGUCGUUAUCCGUUACGAGGGACCUAAAGGCGGACCCGGCAUGCCUGAGAUGUUAAAGCCCUCUUCCGCCAUCAUGGGCGCGGGACUCGGCAAGGACGUAGCACUCAUCACGGACGGCCGAUUCUCUGGGGGUUCGCACGGCUUCUUGAUCGGACACAUUGUGCCUGAAGCACAGGAAGGAGGACCGAUUGGCCUGGUCAGGGAUGGCGAUACUGUUAUUAUUGAUGCGGAGAACCGCGUGUUGGAUCUGGUGGUGCCGGAGAGCGAGCUGGUAGAAAGGAGGAAGGAGUUUGUGGCGCCGGAGCUGAAGUAUAAGAAAGGGACGUUGGCCAAGUACGCGAGGAAUGUCAGUGAUGCUAGUCAUGGGUGUAUUACUGAUGGGGAGAUAUGA
Messenger RNA from Lachnellula hyalina, 1815 nucleotides. Its product is annotated as putative dihydroxy-acid dehydratase, mitochondrial. NCBI's taxonomy places the organism in Eukaryota, Fungi, Ascomycota, Leotiomycetes, Helotiales, Lachnaceae. Gene Ontology annotation, cellular component: mitochondrion. The coding region runs from base 1 to 1815 and encodes 604 amino acids. Gene Ontology annotation, molecular function: dihydroxy-acid dehydratase activity. The transcript is spliced from 2 exons. The record is from RefSeq and is a predicted model, not a curated record. Gene Ontology annotation, biological process: branched-chain amino acid biosynthetic process.